GGAAUCAAAGAUACCAUACGUGGUCUUCGACAAUUGAAUCCCCAACUAUACGGUGAACACAGUCAUCGCGUUCGUAUUUAUCCGCUGCACUCACAAUUGGCCACAUCCAGGCAACGAGGUCUGUUCGAGGUACCCCGUCCUGGUCAGCGCAAAAUAAUUGUCUCCACCAAUAUCGCCGAAACAAGUGUGACCAUCGAAGAUGUGGUCUAUGUGAUCGAUUGUGGUCGAAUUAAAAUCACGGACUAUGAUCCCGCGUGCAACACAUACUCAUUAGCUCCGGUUCUUGUCAGCAAAGCGAACGCUGCUCAACGUCGUGGUCGCGCUGGCCGAGUUCAACCGGGUGUGUGCUACCAUUUAUUCUCACAAUACGUGCAUGACAACACAAUGGCAGAAUUUCUUUCACCAGAAAUUUCACGAAUGCGAUUAGAAGAUAUCAUAUUGCGAAUUAAGGUGAGUAGUACUAAUAGUGCUGAUAAUAACGAUCACUUCAUAUUUCAAUGA
Molecule: messenger RNA, 501 nt
Organism: Echinostoma caproni
Lineage: Eukaryota; Metazoa; Platyhelminthes; Trematoda; Plagiorchiida; Echinostomatidae
Source: the annotation of a GenBank genome assembly